AUGUUUUUCGGCAAUGGAGGAAUGUUCGGGGAAGAUUUCGGUGGUCGAGGUCCUUCCAAAAAUGCCGAUACGCAGAAGCUCUAUGACGUCUUGGGGGUGGGCAAAAAUGCUUCUACAGCGGAUAUCAAGAAGGCAUAUCGCAAGUUGGCGAUGCAGCAUCAUCCUGAUAAGGGCGGCGAUGAGGAGGAGUUCAAGCUGAUUACCAAGGCUUAUGAGAUUCUGAGCGACGAUGAGAAACGAAGAAGAUACGAUCAGUUUGGCGAGGAGGGUGUCGACUCUGAUGGUGGUAUGGCGCAUGCGACUGACAUUUUUGAUAUGAUGUUUGGUGGAGGCGGCAGAAGAGGAGGAGGAGGUCGUCGUAGAGGUGAUGACGUCCAGCACAUUUUGGAGGUGCCGUUGAAGCAACUGUACACUGGUGCUACUCGAAAGCUGAUGAUCAAUCGAGUGGUCGUCGAUAAGGACGUUCCGGUAACCACGUGUAACGCGUGUGAUGGUCAAGGGGCUACUGUGAAGGUCAUUAGGAUGGGCCCGAUGAUCCAACAGUUACAAUCACCGUGCCGACAGUGUCAAGGACAGGGCCGAAGCUUCAAAACUAAGCGUAACAAGGAAAUGGUGGAGGUGCACAUCGAGAAGGGCAUGAAGCACGGUCAGCGCAUACCCUUUCGCGGGAUGGCUGAUGAGAACAGUCCUGGUGUCGAGCCCGGCGACCUGAUUAUUGUCCUCAAGCAGAAGGAGGAUACUAGUGGCUUCACUAGGAAGGGCGACGAUCUGUUCAUGCGCCGUUCGGUGACGUUGUUGGAGGCACUGACGGGGUACACGACCGUUUUAACUCACUUAGAUGAUAGGAAGUUGAUCGUACGGUCUAAACCAGGGGAUAUCAUCAGGCCUAUCGAUAUGACUUCAGAGAAGCACUUUUUGAAGGCGGUGAAGGGCGAAGGAAUGCCGACUCACAGGAACCCGUUCGUGUAUGGGAACCUGUUUUUGAUUCUCGACAUUACCUUUCCGGAGAGCCUAUCGGAGGAAGCGAUGGGGAAGCUUAAGGAGAUUCUGCCGGCACCGAGGGACUCUCCUAGGAUUAGCAAGAAGAUGGAAAAGGAGUACGAGCAUCAUGAGCUGGUUGAUAUGGACCCUAGUGUGAGUGCUCGAAUGGGGGCACAGAGUAGUGGAGGGGAAGCGUACGAUGAAGAUGAGGAAGGACAUAGGGGUCCUAGUGUGGCAUGUGCCCAGCAAUAA
Molecule: messenger RNA, 1233 nt
Organism: Perkinsus marinus ATCC 50983
Lineage: Eukaryota; Perkinsozoa; Perkinsida; Perkinsidae
Exons: 4
Coding region: 1-1233 (410 amino acids)
Biological process (GO): protein refolding
Cellular component (GO): cytosol; cytoplasm
Molecular function (GO): Hsp70 protein binding
Source: RefSeq, a predicted model, not a curated record